This is a messenger RNA of Rubroshorea leprosula, 5053 nucleotides long. NCBI's taxonomy places the organism in Eukaryota, Viridiplantae, Streptophyta, Magnoliopsida, Malvales, Dipterocarpaceae. The record is from the annotation of a GenBank genome assembly.
CACUUGGCGCUGCGUCUCCAACAAUGGAAGUGCUGGAGUUGUUGUAAAGCUGAGAGCUGAGUGGAAUACACAGAGGCUGUUUCCACAGUGCAAGUGCUCCUCAUUCAUCUACAUUACCAUUUAACGUUUUUAAUCCCUUCUUCCAUAACUUUUCUCUGCUCGUGAUCCCAACUUCCACACUUAAAUAAUAAAUUUCUCUUCACGGAAAAAUUUUUAAUGGAAAGUUUCCUUCUUUUUUCUUGCUUGCCGAAUGGGAUGGACACAGACCCAUUUUCAGAGCUCACACUCUCAUGGGGUUCUCGUCUUUCCCUCAUCUCCUUCUUCUUUCUGUUCUUGUUGUGCAUUUGGGACUCACCGUCGAAACGGCUCUUCCACCUAAUUCACAGGCAGUUUUAAGGGUAAACGGACGACGGCAAGUGCAAUCAGACCCUUGUGUGCCGAUUGGAAAUCAGAGUAAAAGCGAGGGUCGACUAAAAGUUGGUAGUGAUAACAUCAUAUUAAACCCAAGAUUUGAGAAUGGCCUUAGUAAUUGGACUGGUAAAGGCUGCAACAUUUUUUUAUACGAGUCCAUGGGAGAUGGAAAUGUCCUUCCUCCAUAUGGAAAGUUCUUUGCUUCUGCAACAAAUCGUACCGCAAGCUGGAAUGGGAUUGAGCAGGAGAUCACUGGAAGAGUGCAAACAAAUAUUGCUUAUGAGGUUACUGCUGUAGUUCGGAUAUAUGGCGGCAAUCUUGCCAGUGCUGAUGUACAGAUCACCUUGUGGGUUCAGAGCCCAGAUAUGCGUGAACAGUACAUCAAAAUUGCCAUUACGCAGGCAACAGAAAAUGACUGGGUGCAAUUGCAGGGGAAGCUUCUACUUAAUGGUGCCCCAUCAAGAGUAAUAAUAUUUCUAGAAGGUCCACCUCCUGGCACUGAUAUUCUCAUAAGUAGUUUAGUUGUGAAGCAUGCAGAGAAGACACCUCGUCCACCUCGUCCAGCCAUGAAGGAUGCACCUUUUGGAGUGAAUAUAAUUGAAAACAGUGAUCUUGAAGAUGAAACCAAUUGGUGGUUUCCUCUUGGCAAUUGUGCUUUAAGCAUUGGGAUUGGUUCACCACUUCAACUUCCUCCAAUGGCAAUUGAAUCCCUAGGACCUCAUGAACCAUUAAGUGGCCGUUAUAUUCUUGCAAAAAAUCGCACAGAUAGUUGGAUGGGUGCAGCACAGAUGAUCACUGACAGAUUGAAACUCUAUUUAACAUAUCAAGUAUCUGCUUGGGUACGGAUUGGUCCUGGAUCAACUAGUCCUCAGAUAGUUAAUGUUGCACUUGGUGUGGAUGGAAAAUGGAUUAACGGGGGCCAAGUUGAGAUUAAUGAUGAUGUGUGGCAUGAAGUUGGUGGUUCAUUCAGGAUUGAGAAGCAGCCAUCUAAAAUAAUGGUUUAUGUCCAGGGCCCUGCUCCAGGUGUUGACUUAAUGGUUUCUGGGCUUCAGAUCUUCCCUGUUGACCGGAAGGCAAGGUUCAGAUUUUUGAAAAGGCAAACCGAUAAGAUACGUAAGCGUAAUGUCAUCCUAAGGUUCUCAGGAUCUGAAGCCAGCAAUGUUACUGGCAACUUUGUGGAAGUGAAACAGGCAGAAAACAGUUUUCCAUUUGGAUCAUGCAUAACCAGGGCUAGCAUAGACAAUGAGCACUUGGUUGAUUUCUUAGUGAAGAAUUUUAACUGGGUUGUGUUUGGAAACGAACUAAAGUGGCCAUGGAUAGAACGCCAACAAGGUAUCUUAAACUAUAAGGAUGCAGAUGAUCUCUUAAACUUCUGUGAGAACUAUAACUUGGAAAUUCGAGGUCACUGCAUCUUCUGGGAAAUGGAGUAUGCAGUUCAAUCAUGGGUUCAAUCGCUUAAUGGAAGUGAUUUGCUAACAGCUGUUCAGAAGCAUCUAACAGACCUUCUAAUGCGUUACAAGGGAAAAUUUAAGCAUUAUGACGUUGAUAAUGAGAUGCUUCAUGGAUCUUUUUACAAAGACAGACUGGGUAAAGAUAUCCAAGCAAACAUGUUCAAAAUGGCAAACCAACUGGAUCCAUCUGCCACCCUUUUUGUGAAUGAUUAUCACGUCGAGGAUGGAUCUGAUACUAGAUCAUCCCCAGAAAAAUACAUACAACAAAUUCUUGAUCUGAAAUCGCAAGGUGCUCUAGUGGAGGGAAUUGGAAUUCAAGGACACAUUGAAAGUCCAGUGGGGCCUAUUGUUCGUUCUGCUCUGGAUAAACUUGGUACUCUCGGUCUUCCAAUCUGGUUUACAGAACUUGAUGUAUCUUCCACCAAUGAGUACGUUAGAGCAGAUGAUCUGGAGGUAAUGCUACGCGAAGCUUUCGCCCAUCCUUCAGUGGAAGGCAUAAUUCUGUGGGGAUUUUGGGAGCUGUACAUGUCCAGGCAAAAUGCAUAUUUAGUAAAUGCAGAAGGUAAAAUCAAUGAAGCUGGCAGGAGGUACCUUGCUCUGAAGAAGGAAUGGUUGUCUUAUGCUAAUGGGCAUAUUGAUGCACUAGGUGAAUUUAGAUUCAGAGGCUUUUAUGGAACAUACAACGUGGAAAUCAGUUCCCCUACCGGAAAACUUAACAAGACAUUUGUUGUUGAAAAGGGGUUUCCGCUUGCUGCCUCACAGCUCGAGUUUCCAAAACCAAUCGAAAGCAGAAGCAUCCUCAUCCUCAUUCUCAGAUCUGAAGAAACUAUGGAGAACCCACCUACGGAAAUUGGAAAUGGCAAUGAAGAGAUUACGAGAAUGGCAUGUGUUGCUGCUGGAGAUGAGAACAUCAUCCUGAACCCCAACUUUGAGGAUGGCCUCAAUAAUUGGUCAGCAAAUGGUUGCAAGAUUGUUUUACACGAUUCCAUGGCGGAUGGGAAAAUAGUUCCACAAACUGGAAAGGUUUUUGCAGCUGCAACAGAACGCACACAAACCUGGAAUGGACUCCAGCAGGAGAUCACUGCAAGAGUGCAGCGAAAGCUUGCUUAUGAUGUAACAACUGUAGUACGUAUUUAUGGUAACAAUGUCACAAAUGCCACUGUGCAGGCCACUUUAUAUGUCCAAGCACCAGGUCGCCGAGACCAGUACAUUGUCAUUUCCAAUGUGCAGGCUACGGACAAAGAUUGGAUACAAUUGAAAGGAAAGUUCCUUUUAAAUGGUUCUGCAUCAAAAGUUGUGAUUUAUGUAGAAGGUCCACCCCCAGGCACUGACAUUCUUGUCAAUAGCUUUGUUGUAAAACAUGCAGGGAAAACACCUCCUUCACCUCCACCAGUUAUUGAGAAUCCUGCUUAUGGAGUCAAUAUAAUUACAAACAGCGAACUAACUGAUGGCACCAAUGGGUGGUUUCCUCUUGGUAACUGCAAUUUGAGCGUUGCAACUGGCUCACCACGCAUACUCCCUCCAAUGGCCAGAGAAUCCCUUGGAGUUCAUGGACCAUUAAGUGGCCGUUAUAUCACUGUGACCAACCGCACACAAACUUGGAUGGGCCCUGCUCAAAUAAUCACUGACAAGCUGAAGCUCUUCUUGACAUACCAAGUCUCUGCUUGGGUUCGAAUUGGUAAAGGAGCAAGUGGUCCCCAAAAUGUGAAUGUUGCACUUGGCGUGGACAGCCAGUGGGUAAAUGGGGGGCAGGUUGAGAUAAACGAUGAUAUAUGGCAUGAAAUUGGUGGUUCCUUCAGAAUUGAGAAGCAACCAUCCAAGGUUAUGGUUUAUGUCCAGGGUCCUGCUCCAGGUGUUGAUCUAAUGCUUGCUGGACUUCAAAUUUUCCCAGUUGAUCGAGUGUCAAGGUUUAAGCAUUUGGCAAGGCUAACUGAUAAGAACCGUAAGCGUGAUGUCAUCCUCAAGUUCUCUAGAGCAGACUCAAGCAGUUUGGUUGGAACCUCUCUGCGUGUGACACAGACUCAAAAUAGCUUCCCCAUUGGGUCUUGCAUAAGCAGAACAAACAUAGACAAUGAAGAUUUUGUUGAUUUCUUUGUGAAACACUUCAACUGGGCUGUUUUUGGAAAUGAAUUGAAGUGGUAUUGGACAGAGCCACAACAAGGAAACUUCAACUAUAAGGAUGCGGAUGACUUGUUGGCUUUCUGUCAAAGCCACAAUAUUGACGCUCGAGGUCAUUGUAUCUUCUGGGAAGUGGAGUCUGCAGUCCAGUCAUGGAUUAAAUCACUCAACAAAAAUGACUUGAUGACCGCUGUUCAAAAUCGUCUAACAGGUCUCCUCACACGUUACAAGGGAAAGUUCACGCAUUAUGAUGUAAACAAUGAGAUGCUGCAUGGAUCAUUUUAUCAAGACCGAUUAGGCAAAGAUAUCCGAGCAAACAUGUUCAAGACUGCGCAUCAGCUGGAUCCAUCUGCCACCUUAUUUGUGAAUGAUUACCAUGUUGAGGAUGGAUGUGACCCCAAAGCAUGUCCCGAAAAGUACAUUGCGCAUAUUCUUGAUUUGCAAGAGCAAGGAGCACCUGUUGGAGGGAUUGGAGUUCAGGGACACAUAGAUAGUCCUGUAGGACCCGUUGUUUCCUCUUCUUUAGAUAAACUGGCUAUCCUUGGUCUACCAAUCUGGUUUACAGAGCUUGAUGUGUCUUCCAACAAUGAAUACAUUAGAGGGCAGGACAUGGAAGUAAUGCUUCGUGAAGCUUUCGCCCAUCCCGCUGUGGAUGGCAUAAUGCUUUGGGGAUUCUGGGAAUUGUUCAUGAGCAGGGACAAUUCAUGCUUGGUGAAUGCAGAAGGUGACAUCAAUGAAGCUGGCAAAAGACUCCUUUCUGUGAAACAAGAGUGGUUAACUAAUUCUCAUGGCCAUAUCAAUGAACAAGGACAGUUCCAAUUUAGAGGCUUUCAUGGGACAUAUGAAGUGGAAGUGGGUUCUGGCUCCAAGAAGGUUACAAAAACUUUUGUCGUUGACAAGGAUGACUCGCCAUUGGUAUUGUCCAUUGAUCUCUAAGUAAUCCUUGCAGUUAUUAUCCAAUAAAGAGAGUGGAGUCUCUUCAUACAGAAUGUGGUGUUUGUACAUGUGGUGCCCUGGCCGCGGCCUUUACUGUAUUGUGCUAUUGUAAAAAAUUAUAAAAAUUAUGUUGGUAU